GCCUUCAGAUCAGGGCCUUUCUCUCCAUUCUCCGUCCUGCCCGGAGUGAUGUCUGGAGAAAUAGUCUACGCCGAUGUACAACUUCCCAGAAAAAAUUCUACCCCUUCCAGCCCUUCCGCCCCAAUACAAUCCCAAGACUCCUCCAAAGCUGGGCUGAGGCCUGGGACUGCUCUGAAAGUGGCAUGUGCUGUGAUCAUUCUCCUCCUGGUGGCAGUUAUCACACUGAGCGUUUUAGCGGUACCCAGACGAAGAACGUGCCCAGCGGACUGGAAGCUGAACCAUGGGAAAUGCUAUUGGAUUUCCAACUCAAAUCAUACAAAAAACUGGAGCAGAAGUAAUGCAUUCUGUGUGGAAAACAAGUCAAAUCUGGCAAAGAUUCAGGACUUGUGUGACCUGGGCUUCAUUUGGUCACAGAUACCAGCAUCAAAGUAUUGGAUCGGGCUGCACAUUCCAAAAUAUAGGGGAAACUGGACAUGGCUGGACGGCUCUGCUCUUGACUGGAGCCUGUUCCACGUAAACCCCCCAGGUGGCAUGGACACAUGUGCUGCACUUUCACGAGAUGGGAUUUACCAAAGCAAUUGUAGGGGUGAAAAUCCCUGGAUCUGCCAGCAGUAGAGUCGCCCCCUGAGUCCCAGUAAGGUUCCUGCUCUCUGACUCUGGAUCUGACAGAGGAACACAGCCAGCAUCUGCUCUCCAUCUGUUCUCUAAGGUCCCAGCUUGCCCUGGGCCAAGGAAAUGGGACCAGGAAUGUCCUUGGGGUUUCGUCCUUUUCAUUCGGCAUUGAGCUGGAUGGUGACUAAAAGAAAACAGACUGUCCCAGCAAGACAAGAAAAUUGUGUUUUCAGUCCCAUUCCUCCUUCUCGCUCUGGCAUCGGCGGGAAGAACCUGAAUCAAGAAAGAGGAUGAAAAGUAUUUGAAUUCAGAUCCUUGAGCUCCCCCAGAUUUGUCUCCAACAUCUCCUGAGCCUAUUGGUGAUUCUUCGGUGGCUACAUCUACUCAAAGAACAUGGCAGGAUAUUUUAGUAAUGAGAAGAAGACUAACAGAUCUGGCCUAUGGCUAAGUGGGGAAGGGCUAGCGGCCUCAUUUUAAUUCUAGCGGCCUCAUUUUAAUUCUAAUAAAAGUAGAUUGUAGCCAGAACUUGUCACAGAAGAACAA
Ornithorhynchus anatinus (platypus) is the source of this 1155-nucleotide messenger RNA. RefSeq names its product killer cell lectin-like receptor subfamily F member 1. Bases 49 to 615 code for a protein of 188 amino acids. The record is from RefSeq and is a predicted model, not a curated record. The transcript is spliced from 5 exons. NCBI's taxonomy places the organism in Eukaryota, Metazoa, Chordata, Mammalia, Monotremata, Ornithorhynchidae.